CAUUGGCCACAGCCAUGAGGGCAGCGGAAGAGGCGGGGCGAGGCAGGAGGCGCAUGCGCGUUGGCGCGGUGACGCACUGUGCGUGCUGUGCGCGUUGACGUUGCGCGGCGGCGACGGCGCCUCUGAGUGCAGCUGCGGCGGGAUCUCCAAGGCUCUCCCUGCGCACCGACGCCGAGACCCGGCCGCAGCCCUCGGGGCCUCCAGCCCAACCCAUGCCCACGCCAGCCCCGGGGGCCACCGGGAGCAGCUCCAGGCCCCCUCGCGGCCCCCGCGCUGCCGCCAUGUGAGGGGGGGGGCACGGCCGGGCCCGAGUCUUCCCCCCUCCCCCCUGCCGCUGCCCCCCACUCGCCAUGAUGUUCCGGGACCAGGUGGGGAUCGUGGCCGGGUGGUUCAAGGGCUGGAAUGAGUGCGAGCAAACUGUGGCGCUGCUUUCGCUGCUGAAGCGCGUCACCCGCACCCAGGCACGCUUCCUGCAGCUCUGCCUCGAGCACUCCUUGGCCGACUGCGCUGACAUCCACCUCCUCGAGGCUGAGGCCAAUAGUGCCGCUGCCAUCAGUCAGUGGCCGCAGGAGCCAGCAGAGGCAGCAGUGGCUCUGCUGCUGGCCCACCUACCCCUGUUGCAGCCGGGCAAUGCAGCUGCCAAGGCUGAAUACAUGAAGCGGCUGCAGAAGGUGCUGGCCUAUGCCAUCGAGAGCAACCGGUGCGUGGAGGAGAGCCGGCAGCUCCUCUCGUAUGCCCUCAUCCACCCUGCCACCACCCUGGAUGACCGCAGUGCACUGGCCCUGUGGCUGGGCCACCUGGAGGAGCGUUUGGCCGGAGCCCCACAGCCGCCACGUCCCCCUCCUCGCUCUGAUGCUGCACCCACCCCACCCCGCCGUGCCCCCCACGACUGGCCUGAGCAUGGACCCCCUGAGAUUGGGCCCCCCUGGCCUGAGGCAGCUCCCCGGGAAAAUGGCCACCCCCCCUUUCACCCUCCCAGCAGUGGCAAUGGCCUGGGGGGCACAGUGCUGCCCUGCCAGCUGCACCCCAGCCCACUGAAGCGUUCCCUGUCGCUGGUGCCUGGCAGCCCCCAGGGGGGCAGCGGUGAAUGGCCAGGGGGGGGCGAGGAGCCAGGGCCCCCUCGCACCCCCUUCGGCGACCACGCGCCCCUCUCACCCCAGAGCAGCGUGGCCUCCUCGGGCAGUGAGCAGACCGAGGAGCCCACCGGUGGCCGCAACACCUUUCAGGAGGAUGGCAGCGGCAUGAAAG
Molecule: messenger RNA, 1248 nt
Organism: Numida meleagris (helmeted guineafowl)
Lineage: Eukaryota; Metazoa; Chordata; Aves; Galliformes; Numididae
Product: protein Smaug homolog 2-like
Biological process (GO): nuclear-transcribed mRNA poly(A) tail shortening; negative regulation of translation; regulation of mRNA stability
Cellular component (GO): P-body
Molecular function (GO): protein binding; translation repressor activity; mRNA binding
Source: RefSeq, a predicted model, not a curated record